Messenger RNA from Perkinsus marinus ATCC 50983, 1047 nucleotides. RefSeq lists its product as hypothetical. Bases 1 to 1047 code for a protein of 348 amino acids. The transcript is spliced from 9 exons. The record is from RefSeq and is a predicted model, not a curated record. Lineage: Eukaryota; Perkinsozoa; Perkinsida; Perkinsidae.
AUGCCUGAGAAAGGCGACCUGAAUGCCGAAAUUAAACUAUGGAAUGAACGCAUCGAAAAGGAGAACAAAGUGAAUGCCAAGAUUAGAGAGGCGCCCUUCUCCCUGGCCCGUUUGCCAGAUAGCAUUACUGCUAAGCCCAAUGAGGAGAAUCUCGGCAGUCGACACCGGAGUGCUUCGAUGCUCGACAUUCUUGAAAAUCUCAGAAAAUCAUCAACGGAUCCUCGAGACAAGUUUCUACUGCCACAAACGGCAUCCCAAGACUUCGGUUGGCUGCUCAGUGAUUCGAGGGUGAGCCGACGGAACAAGAAGUCUCAUCCUACCACCGUUACUACGGCUUCCUCUCACCGUGCAUUUGCCGCUGUUGCUACCAAACGAGUCGCAGUGGUUCUCUCUGGAUGUGGCCACCUAGACGGCAGUGAAAUUCGCGAAGCGGUGUUUGUGCUCACCGAAUUGAGUCGGGCCAACACCAAAUACCAAUGCUUUGCUCCAGACAUCCAACAGAUGCACGUUGUGGACCACUCAGAUGGGUCCAUAGAUUCUGGUUCGAAACGCAACGUGUUGGUGGAAGCUUCACGCAUUGGAAGGGAAGGUACUCUGCCGUUAACAGAUCUCAAGGCUAAAGAUUAUGAUGCAUUGAUGUUCCCCGGCGGCUUCGGAGCUGCGAAGAAUCUCUCGAACUUCGCCGUUAAGGGCAGUGGCAUGUCAGUUCAUCCCGAAGUUGAAAGGGCGAUCAAAGAGUUCAACCAAGCUGGUCAUCCAAUUGGCCUAGUCUGCAUCGCUCCAGUACUUGCAGCUAAGGUUUUGAACGCCGAAGUCACUAUGGGUUCCGAUGAGGUUAGUGAAGAGUAUCCAAACGCAUCUGCCGCGCAAGCUGUGAAAGAGAUUGGCGGUAAGCAUUUCAAUACUAAGUUGAACGAGGCCCAUGUCGAUACGGCCAAGAAGGUUGUUACCUCUGCUGCGUAUAUGAACAACACAGCGCCUAUUCAUGAGAUACACGAAUCGGUCGCUGCGAUGGUGAGGGAAACUUUGAAGCUGAUAAACAGUUAA